This is a messenger RNA of Cryphonectria parasitica EP155, 2849 nucleotides long. RefSeq lists its product as uncharacterized. The record is from RefSeq and is a predicted model, not a curated record. NCBI's taxonomy places the organism in Eukaryota, Fungi, Ascomycota, Sordariomycetes, Diaporthales, Cryphonectriaceae. The coding region runs from base 181 to 1833 and encodes 550 amino acids. The transcript is spliced from 6 exons. Gene Ontology annotation, molecular function: heme binding; oxidoreductase activity, acting on paired donors, with incorporation or reduction of molecular oxygen; monooxygenase activity.
CCGUCCGUUCCCCCUCCCGCACAACUGAACAAAGCAGUCGUCACCUCGUGGCAUUUUUCUUGAAAUCCAUGUGCCCACCAACAUUUCCCGCAGAUAGUGGAAUGCUCUAAAGAAAAGGACAGAAAGACACCAGCUGAAUGCCUAACAAUUUGAUGAAUUGGAUCGAAAUCAGCCCACGAAAUGUUAGGAAUACCUGAGCCAAUCUUGUGGACGGCACUCGCCCUCCUGACCGUCUACUGCGCCCAGACACUUCGACGGUGGAAAUGGAAGAGGCUGGAGCAGUAUGCAGACUUCCCACAGCUGGACAAGCCAUCUCUCCUCUGGGGCCACCUGAAGGUGCUUAACAGGCUGUUCAAGAAAGGAGACCGGAGGCGCCAUAUAGAUAUGGUCCUUACUGAAGCUUAUCGGGAGCAGGGAAGCCCACCUGUCAUGUUGCUGGACCUUAGGCCACUCGAGUAUCCCAUCCUCGUCAUCAGCAACUACGAAGUGGCAGAGCAGAUCUCCAAAUCAUCCUCGAGAUGGCCCAGCAGCACGCCCAAGUCGCCUACACUUGCCAACAUCUGGCACCUGACGGGCAAGGAUUCCAUCUUGACUGCCGAGGGAGAUCACUGGAAACAGCAGCGAAGAAGAUUGAACCCAGGCUUCGCCCCCCAGCAGCUCCUCACCACCUUGCCCAUCAUCCUCGACAAGACAAGAUACUUCCUAGCCCACCUCGACCGCUAUGCCAGCAGCGGCGACGAGUUUAGCCUCGACCAGCUGGCCACCAACCUGACCUUCGACAUCAUCGGGGCGGUAACGAUGGGCCAGGACUUAAAAGCCCAAAUACCAGGUGAGGAGGACGAGCUGCUGGUGGCCUACAUGGGCAUUGGCGCCCAGUUCAGGGGCCGGAGCGGAAUCGAUAUCCCGGGUGCCAACUGGCGUAGGGAGCGCAUCCGGCGGAGGCUGGCUGCCAAAGUAGAGCGCCUGAUGAAUGACAUUGUGCGCAAAGAUAGCAACAGUAUCAGCAACAACCAUAGCAGCGGUGGUGACUCACGCAGCGUCCUGGCUCUCAGCCUGCAGGGGAUGGACGAGCUCACGCCCGAACUGUUGCAACAGACGAGCGACAACCUGCGCGUCUUCAUGUUCGCAGGCCACGACACGACGAGCAUCCUCAUGCAGUGGGCUCUCUACGAGCUGUCGCGCUCCCCAAAGCAGCGACGCGCCCUCAAAGCCGAGCUCGACGAGGUAUUCGGCCCCGACGCCGACCCAGACGCCGUCAGGGCGAAGCUCCUCGCCCCAGGCGGCGGCGAGCUGCUGGGCCAGAUGCCCUACACCGCAGCAGUGAUCAAGGAGACGCUGCGCCUGCACCCUCCCGCGGCCUCCGCGCGCAUGUCACCGCCCGGGUCCAACUUCCAGCUGACCCUGCCAGAUGGACGCCAAGUGUGCCCAGACGGGACCGUCCUGUACCUCAACAGCCACAUUAUCCAGCGCGACCAUGCGGUGUGGGGCGAGGCGGCCGACGACUUUUGGCCCGAGAGAUGGCUGGGCGAAGACUCGCGCUCGGUGCCGGCGGGGGCGUGGCGGCCGUUUGAGCGUGGGCCGCGGAGCUGUAUUGGCUUGGAGCUGGCUAACAUCGAGGCCAAGGUCAUUCUUGCGCUGGUGGCGAGGAGGUAUGAUUUUGUCAAGGUCGGUAUCGGCGAGCUGCAUCUGGACGGGGAGGGUCACCCUGUUGUGGACGAAAAGGGCUACUACAAGACGAAAUCGGAGCUCUUCAAUUCUAUUCAAGUCACAGCCAAGCCAGUCGAUGGAACCAUGUGCAAGGUUAGGCUCAGUAGUGAGGCGUCCGAGUCAUGAUGAUGGUCUCUCUCUCUCUCUUUCUCUGUCUGAAUAUUCGAUGGGACGCAUGUUUGUGUGUGGACUGUACUAUUAUUGGAAGGAAAAAAGAGCCAGUCUUUUGCAUUUCAGCAGUAGUUACAUUCUGCAUAGUAUCUCGCCUCGCGCACAUACAAGACAUGAGACUUUGCCCGUCCCUGGAACAAGAUACCAUCCAUCCAGCGUGCUCCAACCCUAGAUCCACUAUUGAGAUAUCUGUAUUAUUCAAUGCCGUUACACCCUCGUAUACGUUGUCCGUGCCCGGCCCAACCAAGCCCCAAGUCAAACGUUGCUAAAUUGCCGAGCCUGAGAAUCCGUAUCCAAGCCGAAUCAAAAGGGAAUAUCGCUGAUGCCCACUGAGAGGCGGAUGGGGUGUGUCCUGCUUUGCCCUGUUCAGGGCGUAACGUAAUGAGAAGGGAAAGUGUGCGUGUCAUCGUUAUGCUCGUCGAGUGCCGGCUCGUGUGGUGUUUUGGUGGUUUUUUUUUGUUUUUUUUUUUGGUCCUCAUCGCUUUCCGCACUUGUUGCACACAAUGUCGCAGUCCGGGUUGAGAUGCCCACAUGGGCAUCGCCAGUCCGCCUGGUCACGGAUCAGGGCCUUUGGUGGAAUCUCAAUCAUGGUGGGUAUGUGUUGAGAUGAAUAGAUAGAAGAGAGAGUUUGGGGUCCGUGUGAGAGGAUUUGACAAGAAGGCCAGACCGCGUGGUUUGUAGUUUCAGACGUGCCGAUCCCCGAGAACGAUUUGCGGCCGGCUGUCGUGGUUCCCACAGUGGGUCUUGACGAGUAAGGCUCUCUGAGAGAGGUGUAGAGGUGCGUGUGGGUGUGUGUUCUGAGUGUUUGUGAGUGUGAGUGUGAGUUUGUGUGUGUUUGUGUGUGUGUGUGUGUGUGUGUUUGUGUUCGAUAAGUGUUGGGUAUGAUAGGCAAGUGGUUAGUUGAUGGCGAUAUGGAAAAGGGAAAGGAAUGUGUCUUCCUUUUCAAGGACUGGUAUAAAUAGUAGAUGUUC